GUACUUUGGGACUAAUAUUACAAUUUUCUCCCAAAUUCACAAUGGUAUUGCCAAAUCGUUUGCUUGAAAACAAAGCAGAGGCCAACAACAGCACCACCAAUUAUCUUUGCCUCUCUCGCCUAAAUUGCCGCCACUGAAGGAAAUACGAAAAGAAUGAAGGUGAGCCUGGAAGGUGAAAAGGUGAUACUAGUGCCUUAUAUGAAAGAGCAUGUGCCCAAGUACCAUGUCUGGAUGCAAGACCCGUCCAUCCUCCAAGCCACUGCGUCUGAACCACUCACUCUCGACCAAGAAUACGAGAUGCAGCUUUCUUGGAUUCAGGAUCCCCUCAAGCAGACUUUUAUAGUGCUGGACAAAAAAUUAGUGGUUGGAGAAUUCAUUCAUGGGGAGCCCCAUACUGAAGCCAUGGUUGGUGAUGUAAAUAUAUUUAUGAAUGACCUGGAUGAUCCUCAAAUGGCAGAGGUCGAGAUUAUGAUUGCUGAACAAAAAAGUCGAGGCAAAGGGCUUGCAAAAGAGUCAAUCCUCCUGAUGAUGGCGUUUGCAAUUGAGAGUUUUGGCAUCCACCUCUUUCGUGCAAAAAUAGGAGAGUCGAAUGAAGCUUCUCUUAAUCUAUUCCAGAAAUUGGGAUUCAAGGAGACUUCUCGCAGCGAGAUCUUCAAAGAACUGUUAUACAGUGGCUGCUGUUGUCACUUGGUUCUUGUUGCUGAUGCUGAUAAGUUUUGACACUCCCCUCGCAAGUUAGACAUGGGUACGUUGUGAUCAUGCCUAACUUGGAUCUUAAAUGGAGGAAGACAUUUCCAGUCAGGACCUUUGUAAAUAAAUCUGCAACUUGUUGUUUAGACAUGAUGUUGCUGGGUUGGUUAAUUCCUUCUUUAUAUUUGUUCCUAACCACGUGACAAUCAAUUUCGAGGUGUUUCGUUUGUUCAUGAAACAGUGGGUUCGCAGUAAUGUGCAAUGCAACUUUCUUGUCACAAUAAAAAGGAAUGGGGGUGUGAACUAAAACUCUUAAGUGUGCCAGAAGAUACAUAACCCAGCUUAUUUCACACGUUGUAGCAGCUAUGCUCCUGUAUUCGGCUUCGGCUGAAGAUCUAGCCACUGUAGUUUGCUUCUUAGUUCUCCAGGAUAUAGGACUCCCUCCUAACAAUAUGCAAUAGCCAGUUAGGGACUUUCUUGAAUCUAGGCAAGAGACCCAAUGUGCAUCACAAAAGGCCUUUAGUUCAAGUUCACAAUCUCUAGAAAAGAACAAACCUGCUGAAGGAUUUCCCUUCAAAUACUUGAUGAGGUGCAUUGCAGCUUCCCAAUGGUGUUGACAUGGGUGCUGUAUAUGCUGGCUUAGCUGUUGAGCUGCAUAGCAGAUAUCAGGUCGUGUGAAUCCAAGGUACAAAAGUCUGCCAAUGAGCCUCCUAUAUUUGGAUGGAUCUUGUAAUGUUGCACCUGCAUUCAUGGAAAGUUUGCAACCUGCUGGCAAUGGUGCAGUGGUGGCUUUGCUCCUCAAGUGUCCUCUAUCUCUAAUAAUGUCCAAUGUAUAUUUGUUUUGUGAAAUAAGUAUUCCUUGUGCAGAAUGCAUAAUUUCCAGUCCCAGAAAAUAUGUGGCAACUCCCAGGUCUUUAAUGGCGAAAAGUUCAUUCAAAUAUCCUUUCACUUCCAUAAUAAGAUCAUUACUAGGUGCAGUAACAAGUAUAUCAUCAACAUAUACUAGUAAUGCAAUCAAAUGAGAUUUGGUGUGUUUGAUGAAUAAACAAUGAUCAUGAGCACAUUGAAUAAAACCAAAUUCACUAAUUUUAUCAGUGAAUUGUUGGUUCCAUUGCCUUGAGGCUUGCUUCAAGCCAUAUAAAGGCUUCUUAAGCUUGCAUACCUUACCAAUGGGAAUUUCAUAACCAUUUGGUGGUUCCAUGUAAAUUUCUUCAUCUAAUGUCCCAUGCAAGAAAGCAUUAUUGACAUCUAGAUGAUGCAAAUGCCAUUUUCUUGCAGCUGCAACCCUUAGAAAGGUUCUUACAGUGACUGCCUUUGCCACAGGGGCAAAGCAGUCACCAUAGUCCUCACCUUCCUUUUGACUGUAGCCUUUAGCUACAAGUCUGGCCUUGUAUCUCUCUAGAGUGCCAUCAGGUUUGAGUUUUAAUUUGUAAAUCCACUUACAUCCCACACAAUUCUUACCUGGAGGCAAUGUGGAAACUUCCCAGGUAUUGUUUCUUACCACUCUAGUUUACCUAGUGCUUCUUUGUAGUCCUUUGGCUCCUGCAUAGAACACAGAUUUUCUACCAAGUAUGUUUGUUUAUGUGUUGGUGUCAAACUAGAUGCAGAGGUUACACCCUCUCAAUUGUUGCAUAUGAAGUCCUUCAUCCAAGUUGGUUUGGUUGAGGUCCUAGUAGACCUUCUAAGGACAAUAGGGCUGUCUAUGUUACUAAUUUCUGCAUCCUGCUCCUCUUGUCCAGUUUCAGUUUCCUCAUGAUUCUCUUCAGGAAUGAUGUUAGGGAGAGGGCAAGUAGUAUCAGUAUUA
Messenger RNA from Sesamum indicum (sesame), 2494 nucleotides. RefSeq names its product Acyl-CoA N-acyltransferases (NAT) superfamily protein. Lineage: Eukaryota; Viridiplantae; Streptophyta; Magnoliopsida; Lamiales; Pedaliaceae. Gene Ontology annotation, molecular function: N-acetyltransferase activity. The record is from RefSeq and is a predicted model, not a curated record.